Linum trigynum is the source of this 2901-nucleotide messenger RNA. NCBI's taxonomy places the organism in Eukaryota, Viridiplantae, Streptophyta, Magnoliopsida, Malpighiales, Linaceae. The record is from the annotation of a GenBank genome assembly.
CAAAACAAACACAUCAAUCCUUGCAAUUGCAUCACAAAAAAUGGCUACCUCCAUACAUCUCACUCUCUUGUCCUUCCUCUUCCUCGCUGCCGCCGGCUCUUGCUUGGCUUUCAACGUAACCCAGGUCUUGGGCCCGCUGAGGCAGUUCAGCACCUUCUCCAACUACCUGGCCCAGGUCGGCGUAGUCGGAAUGAUGACGAACCUGAAGAACGUCACCAUCCUCGCCGUCGACAACGCCAACAUGGGCUCCAUCUCCGGGAAGUCACGUGAGGAGAUCAAGCGGGUGAUGACGAUGCACGUGAUCCCCGAGUACUACGACUUGGACCGCCUCAGGAGCCUCGAAAACGGCACCGCAUUGAUCCGCACCAUUUACGUCCUGACGGGAAAGGCCAGGGGCAAAGAUGGAAUGUUGCUGGUCACCAAGAGAGGGAAAGGCGGUCGGAUUUCCUUCGCCAGCGCGAUUCUUCCCCGGUCCAAGCCCAGUACGGUCACUCUCCUCCGAUCGGUCGUCGUUCCGUCGCUUAAUGUGUCAAUCUUCCAGGUCAGCGGCGUGAUUGUUUCCCCACCGCCCGUCGUCAGCGUCGCCAGUGAGGGGGCCGGGGCCGACUCUGCCGGCCGGAUUGCGGUGUCGAGCAAAUUGGUGGCGCGGAGGGAGUUUCCGGCGGUGAACAAGGCGGGGGAUUUGAAUCAGGUGUUCAUGCCGAAGACAUUGAAACCAGACGGCGACGAGGAGAAGGAGGAGGGGGAUGAUAUCAAUACGUCGGAGAAGGCGGCGUCGAAAGGCGAUGAAGAGAGUGCUCCGGCGAAGGCUCCGUCCAAGGCUCCGUCCAAAUCCCCAUCCAAGAACGCCUCCCCGCCGAAGAAAUCGCCGGCGAAGGCUCCGUCGCCCUCGAAAUCGUCGAAUUCCACCUCCGGCGGGAAGAAGGGGAAAUCGACGGCGCCCGCUCCAUCGCCGUCGUCGGACUCUCCCGCUCCGGCUCCGUCCAAGAAGAAGAAGAGCGACUCGCCGGCGCCGUCGAAGGACGCGCCAUCAAAGUCCCCAGCGGCGUCGAAGUCUCCCAAGGCGGCGAAAUCCUCGGAACCAUCGCCGGCAGACUCUUCAUCCGACGAUUCCCCGGCGCCUUCCAAGUCGAGCAAAGGCGGCUCGUCUUCCGAUUCUCCCGCCAGCGGGUCCUCGUCGGAAUCUCCGGACAGCAGCUCUUCCCCAUCGCCGUCCGACGACUAUUACGCGAAAUCGUCUCCUCCCGCGCCGGCCAAGGGAUCGGAAUCCCCCAAUGCGGAAAGCCCAUCCGACGAAGCCGAAGCGCCGGCAGAAGCACCUUCUGGUGGUGCGUCUCCGAUGAGCGUCACCAAUGUUGGGAUCAUGAUGACGGUGAUGGCUUUGUGGGCCCUGGCCGUGUAGCCACAACGGCGUCGUGGUGACGAUUUAUUUAUUUAGGUUAAAAGAGAUUUAGAGGUUACAGAAAACUAGAAAAGAGAUUAAAAAACAAAAGGUUAGGGCUUAAUAUUACUGCAAUUGGGGGCUCGCCGGAAUAAGGUGAGGGUGCACCGCCUCCAGCGCCCAGCGGUGGGCGGGCAUCGAAUUUUUGUCGGAAACAAAAAAAAAAGUCAUGUUAGCGUUUAAUAGUUGGUUUCCAUAUGUUUUUCUUUUCGUUUCCAAAAACUGUUUGUAGUAAACAGUUGGGAGCGAUGAAAAAACAAAUUGUAUAAUAACACUUUUUUUUUACGAAAUUUGAUUUCAUUACGAAAAAAGAAAUGUGAUACAGAGUUUGGAUCGAAAUCCAGGAAGGAUUGAAGACAGAACAUGGAGCCACCAAACACAAUAGGCCCAACAAAUCAAGUGGAGAAAAAAACUAAAAAUUCCAAAGCCCCCACCAAACCCAACGAAAAGAAAAGAAAACCAAGCCCAAUCCAAUACAACAACAAUGAAAACAGAUCAAACACAAACCCUAAGCCCACAAAAAUCCCAACGUCACUACACGAACAUGACACCCAGAUGCCGCCGCACACCAUCCCCAACAGGCAACACCACCACAUCUCCAUCAGAAACACCACCACAUCUCAAGCACAUCACAUCAACACAAAGGGGAGGACAAAACAACCCCCAAGAAGCCCCGCCGACAAUCCAAAAGUGUAAAGGGUAAAACUCGUGCUUGACAAAAAAUGCAUCAACAUUCAGGUUAACUCGAUAAAGCGAGGCUUUGGGUUCAACUAUCAUAAGAGGCGAGUUCAAUUUGGAUUUAAUCCCAAAGCUAUCCAAAAUUUAUGAAUACACAUGAAUUAACAUGAACUCACACAAAUUUUUCUGACUGGUUUGAUAAAGCAAGGCUAGUUUAUGAGAAAAUCCACAAGCGACCCAAUCCGUUGAUCACAAAAGCGAGUAAAAUGUGUUCUCGCCCCCAAAAGUGUCAAAGGUAAAAUUCGUCAUCGACCCACAAUGCGUCAACACUGGACUUAACUCGACCCAGAAUUCGGCAAUUCCAAAAAUGGGUAGAAUUAGGUUAAAUACACAUGAAUUUGGGUUCAAUUAUCAGGAAAUAAUAAAAAUAUUUGAUUAAUUAAAGAAAAGUAAACAAUAAAAUAAUCAUAGUUGAUGUGACUACCAAAUAUUAACCCAAAACUUGUUCUUUUAAAGAGUUUCAAAGACAAAAAAACUUGUUCGACCUAAAAUUUGUUAAUACCGAGUUCAACUCACUCUAUUGAUUUAAGCAUGUAAAACUCGCUUACCCGGUUCAACCCAUUGAUUUAAAAGUGUAAAAUUCAUUGUCGACCCAAAUUUGUAAAAACUGAGUUCAAAUCGCUCUAACCAUGUUGAAUACCCAUUGAGUUGGGUUCAAUUAGGAUUCAAUUGUCAUAAGUUAAUUGAUUAGAAUGUUAAUAGCAUAAAAUCAGUUGAUUUGA